Molecule: messenger RNA, 618 nt
Organism: Leptosia nina
Lineage: Eukaryota; Metazoa; Arthropoda; Insecta; Lepidoptera; Pieridae
Source: the annotation of a GenBank genome assembly
AUGUGGUGGUGCUGUUCUUCUUCCGCUAGUUCAGGACCGAUGGCUGCGAUACGAAAAAAGCUAGUGAUUGUCGGUGACGGUGCGUGUGGUAAAACGUGCCUGUUGAUCGUGUUUAGUAAAGAUCAGUUUCCGGAAGUGUAUGUGCCGACAGUAUUCGAGAAUUACGUUGCCGAUAUCGAGGUAGACGGCAAACAAGUAGAGCUCGCUUUAUGGGAUACAGCGGGCCAAGAGGACUACGACCGGCUCCGGCCACUCUCUUACCCGGACACGGAUGUGAUUUUGAUGUGCUUCUCGGUGGACUCGCCCGACUCCCUUGAGAACAUCCCGGAGAAAUGGACUCCGGAAGUGAAACACUUCUGCCCCAAUGUGCCCAUCAUCCUAGUCGGCAAUAAGAAAGAUCUGCGCAACGACCCGGCAACCAUCAACGAGCUGCGCAAGAUGAAGCAGGAACCUGUUAAGCCUCAGGAAGGCCGCGCCAUGGCCGAAAAAAUCAACGCAUUCGCCUAUUUGGAGUGUUCGGCUAAGAGCAAGGAGGGUGUGCGUGAGGUGUUCGAGACGGCGACCCGUGCCGCGUUACAGGUCAAGAAGAAGAAGAAGACGAGGUGUUCUCUGCUGUAA